AUGCGGAACGUUGUCUCCCGUUACAAGAACAAAGGGUUGGCCAAGAUGGUGUGCGCAGCUGCCUUCUCUUAUAGACGUAAAGAUUUCAAUGACCACUUCGGAAAACUCAGGCAAGUGAAUGGGGCCUGUGUAAAAUACCUUGAAGACAUCGGGAAUGCCAAGUGGACGAGAACAUAUUUCCCAGGGAACCGAUACAACCUCCUCACUAGCAACGUUGCCGAGCAGCUCAACAAUGCAUUACGCAAAGCGAGGCCUUCACCAAUUAUUGAGCUCUUCAUGUUCAUCCAAAGAAUGUUGACCCGUUGGUUCUCAGCCAGGAGAAAAAAAUCAGCAAAACACAGGGGAGUUGUAACACCAGAGGUAGAGGCUGUUAUGCAGACACACAUCAAGCUUACAAAAGACAGCAAAAUAUCUAACAUUACUAGCCGGAGCUAUCAAGUGAAAGGGGUCUUUGGACACAACAACACUGUUUCGCUUGAGAAGAAAGUGCAAUGCACCUGCCAGGUUUUCCAACACCUCAAAAUCCCUUUCGGCCACGCAUUGUUAGCGGCCGAUUCGAUUGGUCUCCGACAUGGCCAACUAUUUGGAGACUGCUACAAAACACAAUCAUGGAGAGAUACCUACUCUGGUGCCAUCUACCCGGAGGCACCUUUAGGGGACCAGGAUACAUCUACUGCCAUCGAAAGUCUGGCCUUGCAGCCUCCAAAGACCCGUCGCCCCUCUGGCCAUCCCAAAGAAAACCAAAUCCCUUCAACCGGAGAAAUACAGGUUACAAAACACCGCUUUCUUCUGCCAUUUUUUACUUCUUUCCAAAACUAA
Molecule: messenger RNA, 819 nt
Organism: Brassica oleracea var. oleracea
Lineage: Eukaryota; Viridiplantae; Streptophyta; Magnoliopsida; Brassicales; Brassicaceae
Exons: 1
Coding region: 1-819 (272 amino acids)
Molecular function (GO): zinc ion binding
Source: RefSeq, a predicted model, not a curated record